AUGAAGUUACAAGUACAGGCAGAACUUAAUGGGAUAUCUGAAUUUUUUCCUCUAGAUACCCCGGAGUCCCCCUUUGAAUACGUCUUCAAGAUUCAAUGCACCUCUUGUAGAGAGAUCCAUGAAAAAGAAGUCUCAAUCAACACAAUAGAAAAACAUGAAAUUUCUGGAAGCAGAGGUGAGGCAAGUUUCGUUUUCAAAUGCAAGAUCUGCAAAAGAGAAUCUUCUACUACGAUACAACGUACCAAAAACAACCUCACCUCAGAAGACGAAUCCAAGUUUGUCGAUAUCUUAGACAUCGAUAGCAGAGGGCUUCAGCUCGUGGAGUUCAUCCCAGUAGGGGAAUUCGUCGGCCUUGGUGAAUCGGGGACCAAGUUUUCCGUCGAACUAGAAGAUGGCGAAUGGUACGACUACGAUGAUAAUGCCGGAACUGAAGUCAGUGUUACUAAUGUGACAUGGAACCUAGUCUAA
Molecule: messenger RNA, 468 nt
Organism: Komagataella phaffii GS115
Lineage: Eukaryota; Fungi; Ascomycota; Pichiomycetes; Pichiales; Pichiaceae
Exons: 1
Coding region: 1-468 (155 amino acids)
Molecular function (GO): zinc ion binding
Source: RefSeq, a predicted model, not a curated record